AUGAAGCUCAAGCUAGUGUGCCACUUCAGCGUGAAGCAGAAGAGCGGGCGCAAGCGCAAGCCCCGAGAGGGGGAGGCGCCGACGCUAGACACACCUUCCCGUCCGCCGGCCCCCCGUGCCAACAAGACCGGGGCCGUCGGCGGCAGCGGCAAGGGCUCUGCGGCGUCGGCGAUGGCGGCGGCAACUGCGGCGGCGGCGGAUUCGGCCGCGGCGGAAUCGGCGGCGGCGGCCGCGGCGGCCGCGGCGGCGACGGCGUCGUGGUCCAACGCGGGCGGCAGGGAGCGAGGCCUGUCUUCGGCAAGCCGGAGGAGCGGGGGAGGAUCGGAAUCUGAUGGGGGUCACGGCGACCGGGGUGUGUUCUCGGGAAAGAGAAAGUCGUCCAGCUCGAAGCAGUCGGCAGCGCCGCACCAGAAGCAACGCCGGGAAAAUACCAUGGACAUGGCCGCCGCCGCCACCGCCGAUCCCAGCCAAGGAGGAAGGGGCCCCACGGGAGGAAGAGGGUCUGGCCCCACCCCCUACGCCGUCGAUGGGCAGGCGCGCUCCCCUCAUGGCAGCAGCGUUGGUCACCACUACCUCCCGGCCUCCGCCAACUCUCACAACAGCUUCGCGCAGAGACCCCCCUCCCCAUCGCGCAGCGGUAGCGGGAGCGUCAGCAGCAGCAGCGGUGCUGUGCACUCCCCAAAGCCGUCGCGAGACGCGAGAACCGGGCGCCACAACUACCGUCACGUUCAUCACCGGGGCGACGGCGGUGCUAGGGCUGGCCGCCAAGACUCCUCCGGGAGCGGCGGCAGGGGAGGGGGGGUGGCGCCACCGGCGGUGCCGCCGGCGGUGGGCCCGGAGCCGCAGAUGCGAGUGGCGUCCAAGGGGGUCCCGCAGGUGUCUUCCGGCGGGGCGGGGGGUAUCCCCAUGCGACCGUCGUCGCCGAGCGCCUGGCGGGCGGCGGCUCAGCAGGACUCGUCCACCUCCCGACACGUUCUCCACCCGCAUCACCACCACCGGAAGGUGUCGCCACCACCACCUUCUGCACCGCAGAGGCAUCUACAACAACAACACCACGUGCAUCAAAACCCGCAAACCCAGCCCUCGUCGUCGCGAGGAGGGGGAUCCGCGGGCGUGGGGGGAGGAACCACCCCGCCCCCCGGUGCCCGAGAGCCUCCGCACCGGCAGCAGUACCAGCCGGAGCCGGAGUCGAACGGGCAGCUGGCGUGGAAGCUUGUGCCGGAUUCCCGAUCAGUGCCCUCCCCCGGCUUCACAGACCAACAGCAGCACCAACAGCAGCACCAACAACAACACCCCCAUCAUCAUCACCACCGUGGGAUUGCCCCGCAGCAGGCCGCCUUCUACGGCUCCGGCCAUGCCGCGGCGCAAGCGGGGGCGCCGCAGCGACCGCAGCCGCAGCCGCCAGUGGCUGCGACGCCGUCUCCCGGGGACUUCGUCGGUACGGAUACGCAGGAGGCGGACGCGGCCGCUGCGCGGGCCGCAGAGGCGAAGGCUCGGCUGGUAGAGGCGAACGCGAGGUCGGAGAUGGCGGCGCACGAGGCGAAGGAGGCGGCGGAGGCGGCCGAAGUGGCGAAGGAGGCCGCGACGGCAGUGGUGCUGCCGCUGCCCGCGACCAGGGAGGAGAUCACGAGAGACGGCAGGGUCGGGAGGAGGGAGAACGCCUUCCUGGACACGUACUUCGCGUUCUUUGGACGUUUCGUGCGCGCCGGCGACCCUGACGGCCAAGCCCGCUCGCCACCGCCGCCAGGUAGAACGUCGUCCCCGGCCGUGCCCGGGGGGGCGGGGGCGGGGGGCGGGGGGGCAUCGAGAUUGCCCGCCGACGGCCCCGGCGAAGGGGGACGCGCUAACGGGGGCGAGGUGGGCGGGGUGAGGUCGCGGGACCGGCAGGGUUCGAGGGCGCCGGGGGGGGUGGCGAGCGGCCUCAAGAGAGGGGUUACCCCCGAGAAGGGGGCGAGCCUUUGGGCCGGCGUCGGCAUCGGGGCCAUGCUCCAGGGAGCUUCACCAGAAGACGGCGAGGUCUACGCCAAGAUGGCGAGAGAUCAGCUAGACACGGCGAAGGCGUACGGGGAGGACGGAGGAGGGGGAGGGGGCGCUCUGAGCUCUUGCGCGAACCGGAGGCAACAGCGCGUCAGGGCGGACCUGAUGUUGUGCGUGCUGUACGACAUGCUGGGCCGUUACGAUAUGUCGGACGAGUGCCUGGACGCAGGCUUUGAGGGAGUCGCGGAGUCAUCGACGCACCUUCACGAUGUACUCGACCUCCUCCUCGCCUCCAAGCAGGAGAGAGACUGGUGCGGUUCCCCCGGCGCGGGACACCAACACCACCGCCACCACCCCCACCACCACCACCACCACCAUCAUCAUCACCACCACCACCACCACGAUCACCACCACCACCACCAUCAAGCUUCGGCAGGGGGGGGUGGGGCGGCCGGGAGGGGUUCUGGCGCUGUCGUUUCGAGCGUUGGCAUCGGCACACCCCGGCAGCAGACCCCGAUGCUCAUCACCGAGGGGAACGCUCUGUCCCUGCUCAACCGCUUGAGCUGGGACACGUUGAGGCGGUUCACGAAGCUCCCGUUCGCGGCGGCUAGCCGGGGAGGGCAUGGCGGCUCCAGCUGCCAGGCACUUGCGGAAUGGCGCAGCGGGGAGGGUUGGUACGGGACAUUGGUGAAGGCCCACUCGCACCUCUGCGCGGAUCUGAACGACGACGUGAGAGCCCUGCCUCGCUGUCCCCUCGCCGUCGGCCUUCUGAAGAGCAAGCUCAGCUGGCUCCACUCUUGUUUGGGGAGGACCACGGCCGCGGCGGAUAAGUCUCAAGUGAUGCUCGCCCUGUUGGAACCGUUCCCCGGCGCCGGUCGUUGGUCGUUAUGGAGACAUCCCCUGCACCUCGCGGCCUGCCACUUGGCCAUCGCCGGCAGACCGGGAGCCUACGAGAAACUGAGACGGACCUUCAACGCCUUCUUAAGGCCGGGCAUGAACUCAGGGGAGUUGAAGUCCAACGCGGGGGCGGAUGGGUAUGUGGCCGGGGGAGACAGGGGGGCGGCGGAGAAGGGAGGGGGGUUCGCGGGAGAGGGGGAGUUGGUGGGAGGGGGGGGGAGCGACGGGGGGGCUUUGGGACAUUCGCCUGCCGGCGUGCCAGAAGGGGCGGGGAGCAACCAUGUAGGCAUGUUCGGGCCAGGCACCAGGUUAAUGGACCGGAACCUCAGCUUCCAGGAUUACCAGUCUCUUAUGGAGAUGUUGGCCGUCGAUCAGCAGCUGAAUGCGUCGCUGGCGACCCCGCUCGACCCAAUCGACGAUCUCUUGGCAGACUGGAACAGUAGCGUGGAGGAUGGGGUGGAAUCGAGAGCCGGGAUGCUCAGCGGGCGAAAUUCAGGCUCAGAACAAAACGUUCAUGGCCAAUGA
Molecule: messenger RNA, 3399 nt
Organism: Ectocarpus siliculosus
Lineage: Eukaryota; Phaeophyceae; Ectocarpales; Ectocarpaceae
Source: the annotation of a GenBank genome assembly